AUGCCGGAGAUCGAGGUAGUCGGCGGAGCCGGCGACGACUCCGGUGAGUCAUCCUUCUCCCCUCCGACCGAAGUGAACUUGUUCGGGAAGUACGAGCUCGGAAGGCUCCUCGGGCGCGGCGCAUUCGCGAAGGUGUACCACGCGCGGAACGUAGACACGGGGCAGAGCGUGGCCAUCAAGGCCGUGAGCAAGCAGAAGGUGCUCAAGGGCGGGUUUACGGCGCACGUUAAGCGGGAGAUCUCUAUCAUGCGCCGGCUACGCCACCCCCACAUCGUUAAGCUGUACGAGGUGUUAGCCACGAAAACUAAGAUCUACUUCAUUAUGGAGUUCGCCAAAGGUGGCGAGCUCUUCGCCAAAAUUUCCAAGGGCCGGUUCAGCGAAGACCUCAGCCGCCGGUAUUUCCAGCAAAUGAUCUCUGCCGUUGGAUAUUGCCACUCCCGCGGCGUAUUUCACCGCGACUUGAAGCCUGAGAAUUUGCUGCUGGACGAGAACUGGAAUUUGAAGGUUUCGGACUUCGGGCUCAGCGCCGUGACGGAGCAGGUCCGACCCGACGGGCUGCUCCACACGCUAUGCGGGACCCCCGCGUACGUGGCUCCCGAAAUUCUCGCGAAGAAAGGAUACGAAGGUGCGAAGGUGGAUAUCUGGUCAUGCGGCAUCAUAUUGUUCGUUUUGAACUCGGGUUAUUUGCCGUUCAACGACCAGAAUCUGAUGGUGAUGUAUCGGAAGAUUUAUAAGGGCGAUUUUCGGUUCCCAAGAUGGACGUCGCCCGAUCUGAGAAGACUGAUUUCGCGCCUUCUGGACACGAACCCCGAGACGAGGAUCACCGUAGAUGAGAUUCUGAAGGACCCUUGGUUCGGGAAAGGAUACGAGGAGAUCAAAUUUCACUUCGAGGACUUCGAGUUGAAGGACUUGAGAGACGGGGACAACGACACGUCGUUGAACGCUUUCGAUUUGAUCUCAUUCUCGUCCGGGUUUGAUAUCUCCGGUUUGUUCAGCAAGUCCGAAAUCUCGGACUGCGGGGAGCGGUUCAUAUCGGCGGAGACGCCGGAGACGAUAAUCGAGAAAGUGGAGGAGAUAGCGAAGGCGGAGAACGUGGCGGUUAUGGAAAAGAAGAGUUGGGGUGCGAAAUUGGCGGGGCAGAAUGGUAAUUUCGUGGUGAUGAUUGGGAUUUACCGGCUAACGGAAGAGCUGGUGGUGGUUGAGUUGAACUUGAGGCAAAGAGAAAGUGAAUGUAGCCAGCGAAUAUGGAAAGAUAAGCUGAGGCCGCAGCUCAGCUGUUUGAUAUACCGACCGGAAGAGGACGUCGCCGGUAAUUAA
Messenger RNA from Prunus armeniaca (apricot), 1317 nucleotides. NCBI's taxonomy places the organism in Eukaryota, Viridiplantae, Streptophyta, Magnoliopsida, Rosales, Rosaceae. The record is from the annotation of a GenBank genome assembly.